UUUCAACACUACUAUAUAACAAAUAAUUUGAGGUUAUAGGCGAUCGUGAUAUCCGGACAGAUGGUUGUUGAACUUAAUCAGGAGACUGAGUUCUACACCUUCAAUCCAAUCCAAUCUCAUAAACCUCCACUUAAGCCAAUCCGGUUUAGUGAACGUGACGAUGAAAAGGAGAGAAGAAACAAGGGUAAAGAUAAGAGGAUAGCUAUAUCUCUUAUCGUCUUAUCAUUCUUAGCUUCCGUUUGUGUGUUGUUUGGUACACUCUACCCGGAGAUGUACCGUGCAGAGAUUGACAUGAGACCUUGGAGGGGAAUUAUUCAGGCGUCUGUAAAAACACAGGGCUGGCUCAUUAAAGACAGGAUAACAUUAGUUAAUGUUGGCAUGUGGAGGUACUGUUACGACGAUCAGUUUUACGAUCUCAUUGAAGUAACAAAUCCUCAGUUCUCCAUGCUUGGACGCAGGAGAAGGUCAGCUGAUAAUGAGGAGGAGGAGAUGCACGCCGUUGAGAAAAGACAAGUCGUGAGGGAAGGCGACAUUUCUAUCAGAUGCCAUCCCCUUCCUAAACCCUGGAAAAUGCCAUACCAUUUGAGACAAAAAUUGGCAGUAACAAAAGCCAUGCUGAUUAUCGGUACAGUGACGUGUAUUCUAGCUUUCCUUAUCGGCAUUCUGGUACUGAUAACACGCUUGUCUUGCCUUAAGCUUCUCCUUCUUAUCCUAUGUUUUCUGGCAGCCGCGUCCCUUGGUACAGCAAUUGGACUGCGUGUAGCUACUAAGGGUCAUGCUCAGCAAUAUUUCAACGAAGCAAUGAGCAGAACUCUGGCCAAAAUGCUUUCUGAAGAGUUUGACCUGAAUUUCCUCGAGAUGGGUAUCAACCUGCAAAAAGCUGACUUGAUAAAAUUUACGCCCGGAGUUUGUUUCGUGUUCAUUGUUGGGGGUUGUUUUGUCAUGCUUAUUUCAACUAUACUUGCUGAGUUGGCCCGAAACCUAGGCUGAACGCAACAUUUCUCACUACAUGAAAAGUGUACACACCAUCAGACGUUGACCCCUUUCUCACAAUUCUCCGAUUCAACUUAUCUGAUAUGAUGUGUUUCAAAUAUACGCCAGAAAAUGUCUAGAUACAAACUUUUAGGGUUCAAUCAAAGCUUAAGUUAAAUAUUGUUUAAUAUUGUAUGAUAUUAAAUUGACGUCAGAUAAAAUGCACGGGCACAUGCUGCAUGAAGUUUGAGUUUGAUUGCCUCUUCUACUUUUUUCUUUUAUCUUUGAUAUCUUUGAACAGAAUAAUAUUUUGAUUUUCAGGAGAUCAAAUUUUUACAUAAAAUAUUUUAUUGGUUUCAGAAAUGCUUUUUAUUAAUUUUUAAGUCCCGAUUUAUCGGAACUCUCAUGGAAAUUUAAGUUCGGUGACCCAAUGGUACUAGUAAAUAUCAGUGUUGUACAACUCGGUAGUAAUAUCUUUAAAAUUAUUAGAA
Molecule: messenger RNA, 1463 nt
Organism: Bolinopsis microptera
Lineage: Eukaryota; Metazoa; Ctenophora; Tentaculata; Lobata; Bolinopsidae
Exons: 10
Coding region: 61-990 (309 amino acids)
Source: RefSeq, a predicted model, not a curated record